AUGGCAGAAACUAGGAGUAAAGUUGAUUUGGGUGAUUGUCGCUUUUAUGAAAAAAAAUUUCCUGAAGUUGAUGAUUUGAUUAUGGUUAAAGUUAACAGAAUUGAAGAUAUGGGAGCAUAUGUAUCUAUAUUAGAAUAUAAUGAUAUGGAAGGGAUGAUUUUAAUGUCUGAAUUAUCUAAAAGAAGAUUUAGAAGUGUUAAUAAAUUAAUUCGAGUUGGAAGACAUGAAGUUGUUCUAGUAUUAAGAGUAGAUAGUCAAAAAGGUUACAUUGACUUAUCAAAAAGGAGAGUAUCCCCAAAGGAUAUAAUAAAAUGUGAGGAAAAAUUUUCCAAAUCGAAGAAAGUUCACCAAACAGUUAGACAUGUAGCACAAAAACAUGGAAUAACCGUUGAAGAAUUAAAUAGAAGAGCUAUUUGGCCUUUGUAUAAAAAAUAUGGGCAUGCAUUAGAUGCAUUAAAAGAAGCAACAAUGAAUCCAGAAGCUGUUUUUAAAGGAUUAGAUAUAGAUGAAGAAAUAAAAAAAUCACUUCUUGCUGACAUACAGCUAAGACUUACCCCACAAGCAUUAAAAUUAAGGGGUAGAAUUGAUGUUUGGUGUUUCAGCUAUGAAGGUAUCGAUGCUGUUAAAGAAGCGUUAAAAAAAGGAAAAGAAAUUUCAAAUGAAGAGGUUUCUAUUAAUAUUAAAUUAAUAGCACCUCCACAGUAUGUUAUUGUUACAUCAUGUCAUGAUAAAGAGCUUGGAAUGUCAAAAAUACAAGAAGCUAUGAAAGUCAUCAGUGAUAAAAUUAAGGAAUAUAAAGGUGGUGAUUUUAAACAGCAAGGAGAGAUUUUGGUCAUAGGAGGAGAUGAAGAAAAAAGAUUAGAAGAAUUAUUAGACAAACAUGACGAACUUUCUAGUGAUGAAGACGAUGAUAAUUCAAGUGAUGAAGAUGAAGAAAAUUCAAGUAAUGAAGAAGAUAAUUCAAGUGAUGAAGGAGAAGACGAAGAAGAUUAA
Plasmodium relictum is the source of this 993-nucleotide messenger RNA. Its product is annotated as eukaryotic translation initiation factor 2 alpha subunit, putative. NCBI's taxonomy places the organism in Eukaryota, Apicomplexa, Aconoidasida, Haemosporida, Plasmodiidae. The record is from RefSeq and is a predicted model, not a curated record. Gene Ontology annotation, molecular function: translation initiation factor activity; ribosome binding; RNA binding. The transcript is spliced from 2 exons. Gene Ontology annotation, cellular component: eukaryotic 48S preinitiation complex; multi-eIF complex; eukaryotic translation initiation factor 2 complex. Bases 1 to 993 code for a protein of 330 amino acids.